AUGGCCACCAAGUCUCUCCUAUCUCAUCAAGAUUACACGGUCGGAUGGAUAUGUGCCUUGCCACUGGAAAUGGCGGCUGCGAAACUGAUGCUGGACGCAAUACACCCUAGCCUGUCUCAACCUUUGACCGAUAAAAAUACAUACAUUCUCGGGGACAUUGGAAGCCAUAAUGUUGUUAUUGCAUGUUUACCGGGUGGAUCAUAUGGCAAUGUAUCAGCGGCAAUGGUGGCGACGCAGUUGCUUUCGACUUUCCAUUCUAUCCGGUUCGGUCUGAUGGUUGGCAUCGGUGGAGGGGUACCUAGCAAGAAGGCAGACAUUCGACUGGGCGAUAUUGUGGUCAGCCAACCGACGGACACUUCUGGAGGCGUGAUCCAAUACGACUUAGGUAAAGCCUUCACCGGGGGUCAAUUCCAGCGAACAGGAAUGUUGAACCGGCCACCAGAGAUUCUGUUGACCACUCUUGCUACAUUGCAAGCCCACCAUCUUACAGAAGACAGUCGAGUCCUAGAGUUUGCUUGCGAUGCUUCGAGCAAAAUGAAACCCAACAAAGCCAAAAGCUUUACUCGUCCAGCCGAAGAGGACUGUCUAUACCAAGCGGAAUAUGAACACAAAACAUCUGAUACAUGUGCUAGCUGCGAUCGGUCAAAACUAGUUCCACGGCUACCACGAGACCAUGAAGAACCAAUCAUACACUAUGGACUGGUUGCAUCUGCCAAUCAGGUAGUGAAGGAUGCCAGGCGGCGAGAUCAACUGGCUCAUGACCUCGGAGUAUACUGUGUGGAGAUGGAAGCAGCGGGCCUUAUGAAUGGCUUCCCAUGUCUAGUCAUUCGAGGCAUCUGUGACUAUUCUGACUCACACAAAAAUAAGGAAUGGCAGGGAUAUGCAGCAGCAAUGGCGGCGGCCUAUGCUAAAGAGCUGCUUUUGGUAGUUCCGACUAAUCGGAUUGAUAGUACCCCCACAGCACGAGACACUCUGGCAGACGCUGGGCGGCAAGACGAACUAGAUUGCCUUUGGCAGUACUUACAGCCAAAAGACUUCCCACAUCGAAGGAUUGCUAUUCUCCAUGGGCUUGGUGGGAUGGGAAAGACACAGCUGGCGAGUCACUUCGCGCGAGAUCACAAGCGUGAUUUCACCGCUAUCUUUUGGAUUAGUGGCAAGGAUCGAAGCACUUUAUUGCAGUCUUUGAGUUCUAUUUUCCCCCGACUACCAGGACAGUCUCAGAAUAAUACGGUUAUCGAUGACGAAAAAGUAGAGCAACGAGCGAGGCACGUGAUUCGAUGGCUAGCGUUGGAUGGCAACUCAAGCUGGCUUAUCAUUUUUGAUAAUGUCGAUCAAUACCUUCCAAUCAGCGGCACUGUUGGUGAUGUAUAUGAUAUUGCAGAGUUUUUCCCUCCUGUCGAUCAUGGGUCCAUUCUCAUUACCUCUAGACUCUCUAGCUUAAUCGAGCUGGGGAAGUCUUUUCCAAUCCGUAAGCUUGAUUCAACGAACGCAAUUCAACUACUCUUGCAGAAAAGCGGUCUAUCAGCAAUCACCUAUGAGAACCUUGAAGACAGUCCAGAUACCCUUGCCCUUGCCAGUCGUCUUGAUGGACUGCCAUUAGCGAUAGUCAUCGCGGCGGCAUUCAUGCGUCAAACCGGAACCAGCAUCACCGAGUACUUGCAAUAUUACCGAGAGUCUUGGACUGACUUACAAUCCCAAUCAAGUCCCGGACGUCAAUACCAGCACGGCAAUAUGCUACAAACGUGGAUGAUCUCAUAUCGUGAGAUCAAGAAGCGGGAUACGGAUGCAGCAGAGCUACUACUUCUACUUGCGCGCUUUGAUAAUCGGGAUAUUUGGUAUGAGCUAGUGAAAGGUGGUGAUAAUAGCUCAGAUGUGCCUACCUGGCUUCAAAAAGCUAUAUCAAGCGGACUCACGUUCAAAAUCGCUGUGAAGACCCUCAUCGAAUUCUCUCUUCUUGAAAGUAGGCUACAAGAUGGAAGCUAUGCGAUGCACCCAGUGGUACGAGACUGGUGCCUCUACAUUGCCAGCACGGACGAAAAAGUAAAUUCAAUCCAGCUUUCUGAACUGGCACUGAUUUCUGUUGGAUAUAACGUCCCAGGUGCAAGUGACAGGAACUGCUCAGAGCUCCAACGACGGCUUCUUCCACACGCAAAUUAUGUCCGCCAUAGAGAAUUUUCUGCUAGCGAUAUUUCUGUAUGGGGAGGUUUUCAUGGAUUGGGGGAUCUCUACAGAGGCCAAGGGAGGCUCAAAGAGGCUGAGGAGAUGUACCAGCGAGCACUGGUAGGCAAGGAGAAGGCCCUUGGUCUAGAUUAUAUGUCUAUCCUCCAUACUGUGAAUAACCUUGGGAAUCUCUACUGUGAUCAGGGUAAAUUCAAAGAGGCUGAGGAGAUGUACCAGCGAGCACUUGCGGGUAAGGAGAAGGCCCUGGGUCCAGAUCAUACAUCCACUCUCGAUACUGUGAACAAUUUUGGGAAUCUCUACAGAGAUCAGGGCAAGCUUAAAGAGGCUGAGGAAAUGUACCAGCGAGCACUUGCGGGUAAGGAGAAGGCCCUGGGUCCAGAUCAUACAUCCACUCUCGAUACUGUGAACAACCUUGGGAAUCUCUACAGAGAUCAGGGUCAAUUCAGAGAGGCCGAGGAGAUGUACCAGCGAGCACUGGCAGGGUAUGAGAAGACCCUGGGUCCAGAUCAUACAUCUACUCUCAAUACUGUUCAUAAUCUUGGGACUCUCUACAGAGAUCAGGGCAAGUUCAAAGAAGCUGAGGAGAUGUACCAGCGAGCACUAGCAGGCAAGGUGAAGACCCUGGGUCCAGAUCUUACAUCUACUCUUAUAACGGUGAACGACCUUGGGAGUCUCUACAGAGAUCAGGGCAAGCUUAAAGAGGCUGAGGAAAUGUACCAGCGAGCACUUGCGGGUAAGGAGAAGGCCCUGGGUCCAGAUCAUACAUCCACUCUCAAUACUGUUCAUAAUCUUGGGACUCUCUACAAAGAUCGGGGCAAGUUCAAAGAGGCCAAGGAGAUGUACCAGCGAGCACUAGCAGGGUAUGAGAAGGCCCUGGGUCUAGAUCAUAGUACUACUCGACAAAUGUCAGAGAGAUUAACGAGGCUACGAAUUUAA
Penicillium waksmanii is the source of this 3117-nucleotide messenger RNA. RefSeq lists its product as uncharacterized. The coding region runs from base 1 to 3117 and encodes 1038 amino acids. Gene Ontology annotation, molecular function: catalytic activity; protein binding; ADP binding. The transcript is spliced from 3 exons. Gene Ontology annotation, cellular component: kinesin complex. Gene Ontology annotation, biological process: nucleoside metabolic process. The record is from RefSeq and is a predicted model, not a curated record. Lineage: Eukaryota; Fungi; Ascomycota; Eurotiomycetes; Eurotiales; Aspergillaceae.